Messenger RNA from Toxotes jaculatrix (banded archerfish), 2995 nucleotides. RefSeq names its product enoyl-CoA, hydratase/3-hydroxyacyl CoA dehydrogenase (gene ehhadh). Lineage: Eukaryota; Metazoa; Chordata; Actinopteri; Toxotidae. Gene Ontology annotation, cellular component: peroxisome. Gene Ontology annotation, biological process: fatty acid beta-oxidation. Gene Ontology annotation, molecular function: NAD+ binding; (3S)-3-hydroxyacyl-CoA dehydrogenase (NAD+) activity. The record is from RefSeq and is a predicted model, not a curated record. The transcript has 7 exons. Bases 154 to 2313 code for a protein of 719 amino acids.
GACAACGAAGAAGAGCGUUUGGAUCUUGUACAAGUCCACGGGGAGCGAAAGUGUGGCCAAAGGUGAUGUCUUCCUGCCAGCAGGAGUGAAGCUACAAAGUUCAGCCCGCACACCAAAAAGAAGUGCGACAACUUGCAGUGUUCGAUCGACAUCAUGGCUCAGUACACUCGUGUUUCAGGCUCCGUGGGUUUGAUUACUCUCCAAAAUCCGCCUGUCAACGCUCUCAGUGCAGCGGUGAGGCAGGGCAUCGUUGACACAGUGAAGAGAGCACUUGGUGACCCAAAGGUGAAGUCAGUGGUUAUCUGUGGCCAGAAUGGAAUAUUCUGUGGGGGGGCCGACAUCAGAGAGUUUGGGACGAACAUGUCUGGGCCUCCACUGGUACCGAUGAUCCACGCCAUCGAGGCUGCAAACAAAGCGAUGGUGGCAGCCAUAGAGGGGAGCGCUUUAGGUGGAGGCCUUGAGUUGGCACUUGGCUGUCAUUAUCGAAUUGCGCACUCCAAAGCCAGACUGGGACUUCCAGAGGUGAGUCUGGGUCUGCUGCCAGCUGCAGGUGGGACCCAGCGUCUGCCAAGGCUCAUCGGGGUCCCAGCUGCAUUAGACCUCAUCACCACAGGCCGUCAUGUCACUGCUGCUGAGGCACUACAACUUGGAAUAGUGGAUCAGGUUACCGAUCACAGCACUGUGGAUGCAGCAAUAAAGUUUGCCCUGAGUGUUGCAGGAAAACCACUGGAUGCCCGUCGUAUAAGCACCUAUCCAUGUCCAUGCCCACCUGAUCUGGAUGCUCUGUUUGAGGGAGUGAUGCAGAAGGUGCGACAAAGUGCCCGUGGCGCUAUAGCACCAAUUGCGUGUGUCCAAGCGGUCCGGGCAGCUGCCACGCAGCCCUACGUUCAGGGCAUGGAGCGGGAGAAAGAGCUGAUGGCCACUCUCUUCACCUCAGGCCAGGCCCGCGCCCUGCAGUACUGUUUCUUUGCCCAGAGAGCUGUCAGCAGGUGGAGCAUGCCCAGUGGAGCCCGCUGGGACACGAGCAAGCCUAGACCUGUAUAUAAAGCAGCUGUCAUUGGUCUUGGCACCAUGGGGAGAGGAAUAACAGUGGCCCUGGCUCAGACAGGGUUGUCUGUAGUCGCCGUGGAAACCCAGGAGAAGCAGUUAAUGGAGGCAAAGCAGGCAGUGUCAGGCAUGUUAGAGCGAGGGUCUAAGAGACGUGGGGUGGCCCCUGCACUUGAUAAGAUCAGUUACAGCCCCGACAUCAGGGUUGUAGCAGACGCUGACCUGGUCAUCGAGGCUGUGUUUGAGGACAUGGCUCUGAAGAAGAAAGUCUUCCAGCAGCUGUCUGCUGUUUGUAAACCAGGCACUUUCCUGUGCACCAACACUUCUGCGUUAGACGUGGACCAGCUGGCCUCUCAAAGCCGCAACCCAGAGCUGGUGGUCGGGAUGCACUUCUUUGCCCCAGCCCAUGUCAUGAAGCUGCUGGAGGUGGUGUAUGGAUCACAGUCUUCUCCUCAAGCGGUGGCCACUGCAAUGCAACUUGGAAAGAAAAUGGGCAAAGUCAGUGUGGCUGUUGGAAACUGCCGUGGCUUUGUGGGGAACCGUAUGCUGAAGCCAUAUGUUGAGCAAGCUUUCUUCCUGUUAGAAGAGGGAGCCACGCCUGAGUUGGUAGAUGGAGCACUGGAAGAGUUUGGGUUUCCCAUGGGUGUGUUCAGAAUGUCCGACCUCUCUGGGCUUGACGUGGGAUGGAAGGUCAGGAAGGCGCAGGGGCUUGUGCAGCCUGCUGCGGCAUCAGGGCAGCCAGCUAGAAUCCGAGAAGGCCAUCGGUACAGCCCCUUGGGAGACCUGCUCUGUGAGCAGGGACGGUUUGGUCAGAAAACAGGACGGGGUUGGUACCAGUACGACAAACCCGGCAGUCGGGAAGCCAGGUCUGAUCCUUGGCUUCACAGCUUCCUUGAGGAGUACCGAGCCCGGCACGGCCUGGUGGCGCGCCGCAUUGACCACCAGGAGGUGCUGGAACGCUGCCUCUAUGCCCUGAUCAAUGAGGGCUUCCGCAUCCUGGAGGAUGGAAUAGCUGCAGGACCCGAAGACAUAGAUAUCAUCUAUGUGUUUGGCUACGGCUGGCCCAGGCACCGUGGAGGCCCCAUGUUCUACGCCAGCUUGGUGGGGUUGGCGAAGGUCCUGGAGAGGCUGGAGCACUACCACCAGGCUCACCCUGAUGUGCCCAACCUGCAGCCCUGCAGCCUGCUCAGGAGGCUGGUGGCCAGUGGCAGCCCACCUGUCCACAUGUGGAGGGAAGUCGUAAAGAAACUCCACAGUCAGCUUUAAAUUCAUUUCAGCUUUAAUAUCUUAAUACGCCUUGAUAAUAAUGAUAUUACACUGUGAUAAACCCAAUGGGCUGCUCCUGCAUUAUAUAAUAAUAAUAAUAAUAAUGCUGAUUGAUUUCUUAUAUAUUAUGUCAUAUUAUCUGAGGCACUUGUGCUUUCUGUGCUUAAUAACCUUAAUAUCUCUGACUGACCAGUAGCCUUGUGAGCCUACUAUGAGUCACCAGUUUAUUAGGUUCAACUGUACAAUCUAAUGUGUACUCCCGUCAGAAUCCUAUCGUUGUGCAGCUUAUGCAGUUCUUGUUGACGUUCUAUCAGAGAUGUUGAUUCAGCUAGCAAUAUAUUGACUGAAACAACUUUCCAUAUACUGCAACUACUGCAAAAGUUAGAACAGAGCUGAAUGAAACAUCCCACCAAAUGUGUCAACAGAACUGAAUAUAAGUUUCACGACUGGAUGUAAUGGGGGGUAAUGUACAGAUGUACCUAAUAUGUAUACCUGAUAAUUAAGUGUACGGUAGGCUUUGAAAAAACCUUUUAAGGAAUCACACUCAGAACAGCAACAUUUGCGUAAAAAAGUGAUGAUUUUACUGAUUUUCCUAUAUUAGGCUUGUUUGAUUAUUACUUAAUCAUGUAUGAUACAUUUUGGUACACUUUUUACUGUGUGUGCAAUAUAUAAUUCAAUUAAA